Messenger RNA from Girardinichthys multiradiatus, 3985 nucleotides. RefSeq names its product deltex 4, E3 ubiquitin ligase a (gene dtx4a). Gene Ontology annotation, cellular component: nucleoplasm. Gene Ontology annotation, biological process: protein ubiquitination; Notch signaling pathway. The record is from RefSeq and is a predicted model, not a curated record. The coding region runs from base 442 to 2763 and encodes 773 amino acids. The transcript is spliced from 8 exons. NCBI's taxonomy places the organism in Eukaryota, Metazoa, Chordata, Actinopteri, Cyprinodontiformes, Goodeidae. Gene Ontology annotation, molecular function: zinc ion binding; ubiquitin protein ligase activity.
GCAUCUUACCUUCUCACCCAAACUUGACUGUUCCUAAGAAAUGAUUUCAGCAGACGUCACUCAUCUGCAUAGGGAGUAAGAUGCAACCAUCCUGCGAGCAGGCUCCUCGGAACCUGAAAACCUCUGUGUCUCUGCCAGGGAAAAACACUGGACCUACUGAUUGCUGCAUACAUCAGACCACAAACAUGGAAGGUACGGUUUGCGUGGACUGUCAUUCCUGGAUGUGCGCCUUCACCCGCAUCCAGAGGACGCAUUUUGGGCUGCAAGAUGGAUGCAAAGCCGCCGUGCACAAGGAUGCACGUAGAGGCGGCUGCAGGGCGUCUUUUAAUAUCUUGAUCGCCGCCAACACCUCUCACGGUUUAUCGUCGCUCAUAUAUAUAUAUAUAUAUAUAUGCCCAGCUGUUGUUGCGCUUAUUUGUUUUUUGUGUCUGCAGGAGUAGGAUGUUAUUAGCAUCCGCCGUGGUGGUAUGGGAAUGGCUGAACGAGCACGGACGCUGGCGGCCGUACAGCCCGGCUGUCUGUCACCACAUCGAGGCAGUCAUCCGGACCGACCCGCGGAGUGGUAGCGUGGUCCUCGGCCAGGUGGACCUUCGCCUCUCGCUCUACAUCAUCGAUUUACAAUCCAUGCACCAAUUCCGACAAGACACAGGUACCCUUCGACCUGUACGACGUAGCUUCUACGAUCUCGCCUCAGCACCAGGCCAAGGUUGGUUGUGGGAGUGGGAGAACGACGCUGGCAGUUGGACCCCGUACGACACAGAGGUGGGGAUCGCCAUCCAGGCAGCUCGUGACCGUCAGCAGCCCUGGCUGGACUUGACGCCGCUGGGGUUUUGCUACCUGAUUGACUUUGAAAGCAUGACCCAAAUCAAUGGGCAGACACAGCGCUGCCGACGAAUUCAGAGACGCUCCGAUUUAGCAUACCCGCUGGUGUCCGGACCCUUACCCAAGUCCCACCACGCAUGGGGACCUGCAUCUAUACCUGGCUAUGGAGGACUGCUCGGUGUUGACGUCUCCGGUGUAGGCAUGGGGAUGAGGAUGAGCAGUAGUGGGACUGGAAAUGGGAGCGCCUACCCAAGCGGGGCACUUCCUGCUUCAGCCAUCACUUCUUUAGGACAACCCUGUGCCUGUCAGCAGUGUAUGUUGGUGCUAAGUCUCAAAGCAGGAACGAUGUCUACUGCCCACACUCUGGGUCGAAGACCUCCACAGACUAAGCCACCCAGUCCCAAAUUAAGCAGUUACCCCAUCCCAGGAAGUUCUUAUUCUCUGACUCUCCCACGACCCCCAUCGCUGUCAUCAAGAUCUCUUUCUCCUCACAGGAUUUCAGGACUUGGGGCGACUGGUGGUUACAAUGUAACUGGUAUGGGAGGUACAGGAGGGCUGGGUGUUAUUGGUGCUGGUGGUGUUGGCAGUAACACUUUUGGGUUUGGAAAUAACUUCACACACUCGCUUUCCCUGCUGGGGCCAGCUACUGCCGCUCUCUCCAUAUCAUCCACACGUCCCCCUCCUCCUCCUCUCCCACCCCCUCCUCCACCACCUCCGCCACCCUCUACAGCUCCCAUGUCGGCUGCCAUCCCUCCACCUCAAACCUCAGCUUCCUCCCCCCUCUCGGUUUCCUGUUUGGUCCCCACGCAGCCAACUCAAGCCCCAGCUCUCAUUUCCACAGCCGCCUCCACCUGCACGCCGUCGCCGUCUGCCCGUGUUCUCGGUCCAGUGUCUUCAUCGGGUGCUGCUGCCUGUGCGGCCCCCUUGCCGCCACGGUCUAGCCUCGCCGGUCUGAGCCGUCCUGCCUUGCAGCGUAUCGCCAUGGCUCAGUCGCGAGCACUUAUUGCCUCUGGAGUACCAACAGUUCCAGUAAAGAACCUGAAUGGAUCCAGCCCAGUGCAUCCUGCCCUGGCAGGUAUUACAGGCAUCCUGAUGAGUGCAGCGGGACUUCCUGUCUGCCUCACCCGCCCUCCUAAGCUGGUACUCCAUCCCCCACCUGUCAGCAAGAGUGACAUCAAACCUGUGCCUGGUUUGGGCCACUGCUGCCGCAAGACCACAAAAAAGCAGGCCCGGAAAGGCAAGACACCAGAGGAAGUGGUGAAGCGUUACCUUCAUAAAGUCCGUAAUCCUCCAGAAGAAGACUGCACCAUCUGCAUGGAGGCCCUGGCAGGACCUUCGGGUUACAAGGGCCCCGGCGUUGGUGGCAUCUCUAGGGCCGAGUCGGUGGGCCGCCUGGCGCAGUGUGGUCACCAGUACCACCUCCAGUGCCUUGUCGCCAUGUACAACAAUGGCAACAAGGAUGGCAGCCUGCAGUGCCCCACUUGCAAGACCAUAUAUGGGGUCAAGACAGGCAAUCAGCCCCCAGGCAAGAUGGAGUACCACGUCAUCCCCCACUCGCUGCCAGGACAUCCUGACUGCAAAACCAUCCGCAUAAUCUACAACAUCCCUCCUGGCAUCCAGGGCCCUGAACACCCAAAUCCAGGAAAACCAUUCACAGCACGUGGAUUCCCCAGACACUGUUAUCUCCCUGACAGUGAGAAAGGUCGCAAGGUACUUAGACUGCUUCUGGUAGCGUGGGACCGCAGGCUCAUUUUCUCUGUGGGCACAUCCAGCACAACUGGCGAGUCUGACACAGUGAUCUGGAACGAGGUGCACCACAAGACCGAGUUUGGAUCCAACCUCACGGGCCAUGGCUACCCCGACCUGGGCCACCUGGACAAUGUGCUGGAGGAAUUGAGGGCUCAGGGCAUCACUGAGGAAGAGUGUCUACCUAGAGACUGAGCAAUAGAUGCUUGGAGCACAAACAACUUGAUAAAUUGGGAGUGAAGACGGAGUCCUUAGAGCUAUGGAACAGAUUGAUUGUAAUUUAACAACUGUUCAAAGAAACUUUGCAGGAAUAGUUUCAGCUUCUGAUGACUGAGGCAGAUUUUUCCUGUUCUGAUGCGGAAUAAGCAUCAAGGCCACAGGACCUAUAUAAGCCCAAAAUAGUUUAAAAGGAUAUUUGUCAUUUCUUACUGAAAGACUUCCUAAGUGAGAGGCCUGAUGAGAAUGUAACUGAGGUUUUCAGUAAAUUUGACCUGUUUACCAGUUGCUGCUUUGCUGGACUCUGAAGAAUUUAAAUAAAGGUACAUUUUUUUUUAUGUUUUUAAGUCUUAGUCAACAAAGCAAAGGAUUUUAAACUUCAGAAUACCCAAAAUGUUUAAAAGGACAUCUGAGCAUGGAUAUUUGCUGACCUCUAGUGGCACUUUUUCAGUACUACAUUCCCUUUUUUCCGUCUGAUUUAUAAAUGUAUUCUUAGAUAUUACAGUACUUGAUAUAUGUUGGCUACAUUCUUGUUUUUAUAUUUAAUUUACCAUUUUAUUUUAUAUAUUGUUUCAUUGUAUUGUUUUAUUGGCCUGGGCCAAUAGUGUGCUGAUGUACAAAAAUGUAUUUUCUUUUUGAACCACCAUUUUCAGGAUUUUGUAUUUGAUAAACUUUCAAAUGGACAUUUCUUAAUCAUUUGUUCCUCAGAGUAUGUGUGUGCUUUUACAAGCAUUCUGUGUCUUGUUCAGGACUGAAAGACAAAAGCCUUGAAUUAUGGAUUAUCGUCCCUUCGGGAAGAGCAUAUUCCCAGAAAUGCUAGGAUUUAGACCCCCUGCCUGAACUCAGAUUUGCACAGAGCUUUCUACUUAGCAUCGAAAGAAAACAAGUUUGCAUCUAAUGGUUUUUGUGUGUCUCUAAGACACAAAAAGACACCAACCUUUAGUCAAACUCCAGAAUGUGGUGAAUGUUUUUUUUAAUUUUUGUGUCAUGUUCACUUUUUAUCAUAAGAAGGUGCAAAAAGACUAUCAUGGAGAGCAUUCAGUUUUGGCCAAAGCCAGUUUGCAUUAAGUGGACUGUUCUACUGAGGUAUGUUGGAGAUGUGUGGGGGCAUACUAUUGUGGGUAAACAUUUAUACUUUAUGAUACUUUAUGUAUGUUUGUGUUUUAUGUGCAAAAGAAUUUAAUUAAACUGUUUUCUAAGA